AUUCCUCCAGCUGGCCAUCGGAGAUGCGGUAGCUCUGGGCUCUGCGCGCCACUGUGGUUGCCGGAGGCCUGCCCUGUUGAUUUUGCAACGCCACCAGGCAGCCAUAUAAAUAAAUUAUUUUCUGGUGUGCCGAUGAGCAGAACUGAUGCUAUUGGCAGUAGAAGGAGGAGGAUUCUUCUCUGCUUCAGCUUCAGGAUAUAGUAAGGGCCUGACCCUUCUUCUCUUGGGUCAGAGGAGUGAGGACAAACCCAUGAGAGUUUCACCGUUGAACCAGUACCAGUUGGUAGACAAAGAAACUGACCCUGAGCUCCAGCUGGCUUCUGCCAAGAAUCGUCUUUACCAGGGGUGCGCCUCAUUUGUUUGCUUUGGUCGCACUUCUGGAGGUCUUGACACUAAAUCUCCUCUUAAAGUGGGUCCUGCCCAACAGCAUGAUGUUUCACUUGGGCUGCAGAGUUCUGACAAGGGAGAGGAUCGGGUUCCUACUCUUCAUCUUGAUGAUGGCACUGAUACAACAAUUGUUCUUAAAAGUAGCCUAAAAAAGCCACCAAAUAAUAAACCGGUUCCUGAUGAAGUGGUUAAUGAGCAGGAUGGACAAGGUGGGAAGGGUAGUGGCCCUCCUUGUCCAAUGGAGAGGAAGGUUCAGUGGACCGAUGCUUAUGGGAGUGAGCUGGUUGAUAUACGAGAAUUUGAACCCAGCCAAGCAGAUGAAUCAGAUGAUGAAUUUGAGAUUGGGAAUGAUAAAACGUGUUCGUGUGCGAUUAUGUAAAUUGGCUUUUGAUUAAAGAAUGAUUUUGGAUUCCAUGACGCGCCAGAUGAUUCACUGAUGACCUAUCUCACUAUUCAGCUCAAGGCAAAAGGAGGAAAUGUUAUUGAAUCUAAACGAGAUGGCCUAGAAGGGAAUUACCUGAUUCUUCAUUUGUGUCUAUAAUUUC
Molecule: messenger RNA, 932 nt
Organism: Neltuma alba
Lineage: Eukaryota; Viridiplantae; Streptophyta; Magnoliopsida; Fabales; Fabaceae
Exons: 4
Coding region: 146-766 (206 amino acids)
Source: RefSeq, a predicted model, not a curated record